Molecule: messenger RNA, 2566 nt
Organism: Pieris napi
Lineage: Eukaryota; Metazoa; Arthropoda; Insecta; Lepidoptera; Pieridae
Gene: HPS1
Product: Hermansky-Pudlak syndrome 1 protein homolog
Exons: 11
Coding region: 201-1964 (587 amino acids)
Biological process (GO): vesicle-mediated transport
Cellular component (GO): BLOC-3 complex
Molecular function (GO): guanyl-nucleotide exchange factor activity
Source: RefSeq, a predicted model, not a curated record
CAUAGAGUAUGAGUAAUAAUAAUACUAUAUCUGUGCAAUAAUAUUGACAGAGGCAGAAUUUUAUUAAUUUACUAAAAACUAAUAAUAAUAAGAUUAAUAUUCUUGAAUUUUGAACUAUUGAAUUGAAUAUUGAUUUUAGGGGGAGCAGCUCCAGCCUCCAGUGGCCUCAGCAACUUAUCCUUCAAAAACAUUAAAGAAGAAUGAAAGCAAUUUUGAUAUUCGAUAGUGUAAACGAUUUGCUAUAUUCAAAAUGGGAUGAAGAGUUUUUGUCUCGAAUGAAAUCGUUUAAUGAUCAAGAGAGUAAUGAAACUAUAACAGACAGUCAUCAUAUAUCUCAACUUCUUUCACCUAUAAUAACAUCACAACGAAUAAUGGCAGCUCAAUUUAGUAAUACUUAUACUUCCAUGCAAUGCAAAGAUAAAACUUCCAUUGUGUUUGAUGAGUGGUUAGAUCAUGUAUUUAUGAUUAUAAGCGAAGACAACGUAGAUGAUUCACAUCGUGAACUCCUAGAUUGUAAAACCUUGGUGCAACAUAUUUGUGGACAGAACAUAAACCUUCUUCACUCAUUAGUAUACCAAGACUGGUUGUCAGUGCUCCUUGACAGUCGACUGAAGGGUGAUUCAAUCCCAGGAGCAAGCGGUGUGAUUGGGGAAAGUGGAGCUACAAUAGCUGCCUUGAAUGCCCUUAAGACCAUCUCAAAAGAACUUAAAACUGCAUCCCAUCAGCAUUACCAUUUAAUGCUUUUUGUUGGUGAUAAGAUAUUGGCUUUGUAUUCUAGUCGGGGUAGUGAUGACCUAAUGCCACCAGACUUAAUUCUUUUAAGUACACAGUGUAUAGCAGCUCAGGAAUAUUGGAAUGAUUUGGAUCAAUUAGGUGGAACUCAAAAUUCUCGUCUGCCAUGGUUGUCAGAACAAAACAGUGCUAUAGUGAAUAUGUGCGCGGGCACUAGUGGCUCGCCUUGUGCUCCUCACUCGCUGCAUCUCGUAGAAGUGGCGCCGCGAAUUCUUUUCGUUGCUCUCAUUGAUAUGGAUCUAAGAGAAGUAGGUAUUGCUGCUCAUCUGUCUAGUCAAAUAUUAAUGAAUUUGAGAAAAAUUCUGUUGCAAAGGAAUCUAGAAUUAUUGCCAAAUUCUUUAGACACGUUGGAAGCUGCUUUGAAAAAGACUACAGAUGCCUUACGCAAAAACAAAGCAAAUUCGAAUCUAUGUUCUCGUCUGACGAGCAGAAUGUUGGAAUUACGGAAAUCGUGUACCACAACCACGCCUUUGACACCGGAAACAACAGCCACGGCAAUGCAUACAGCCUUAGAUGCGGUCAUAGAACUAUUGAAACCGGAUAUCCCGAGCCUCCGAACGGAACAGCCUUUGAAAGACCUCAAAACCCUGCUCGCGCCAUACAUUGAAUUUCUUCAAGUCAAAGCCAGACGAUACUUCAGUUUGGGAUCGGGUGACCUCGAAGGAAGUUCCCUAACCCUGCACAAGUAUGUGGAAGAGUUUCCCGGUCUCAUUCACUUCAUAUACGUGGAUCGUACUACUGGCCGCUUCUUGGCUCCUGAUAUGGCGGAUUGCGUUGAUAUGUUGACGCCGGAUACGAUCCGCAGUAUAAUGCGUCGUACCAUGUUUGCCCUCCGCGAGGGCUACGGUGCCGCGACAUGGCGUCGCGGAGCCAUCCACGUUUGCGCCGUGAGAUGGUGGGAGAGGAAGGGCCAGCCCCUCCGCCCUGCACCACAUCCACCCGCUGCCGUUAGAGCCUUGGCGCCUCCCGGUGAUAUAUUGGCUACGUUUUACAGGCAACUGAUGGAAUUGGUAUUUCCAAACGACAGCCAAGGUGUAAGUAUAAAAGAGUUAGUUUGUAUUCAUCUUGGCUUACUCCCAGCUUCUACUGCGGUACAGCAGGCACGUCGCCUCGCUCACUCUGUAUAUGAACUCGCGGGAGAAAAUCCAGCAAUUGCUUCCGAUCUGCUCUAAAUUUAGUUAUUUAAUAAGUACGUCUGUAGAUUUCUCAUAAUUGAAUUUAAUCUCUCAUAAAUGUCGUGGCCGUAGAAUUGAUGUUCAUGAAGUAAACAAGUAGACUUAAUAAAAUAGAACCAUUUCAUAAAAUGUGAAUACUAUCCUACCAAUACUCAACCAGCUUAUUAAUAAGUCGAUACUAUUCGGCUUCGCUGUGAUAUUCAUACAAUUAUAUACAUAUAUUCAAAUUUUUAAUUUGUUUUAAAUUGAAUUUUGCUAGUCCUUGUUUACAAUAUAACCAUAUUAAUAUGUAUAAGCUUUAAUGAGUAAUGUUAUUAAAAAUUAUUUUUGUAAUUUUUUAUUUGUUAGAUAUAUAUUUUUAUGUUACGGUUCUUGCCAUUAUGUUUUAAUGUGUUACAUACAAUUUUAUUACUGAUUAUUGUUGUUGUUUGAUAACAUUCCAAUAUUGCUUUAAUCAACUCUUAGAUAAAAUUGUAAAUUAUUGUUUGGUAAUAUUACUUGUGUGACGUGACUCACAAGAGACUCCACUAGCUUUAAAAGUAGUAACCAAAUUUAUGUGAAAAUAUAACAUGAACUCAAUAAAAUAAUUACACAGUUAA